Messenger RNA from Tachysurus vachellii, 3740 nucleotides. It is a transcript of the gene prdm5, whose product is annotated as PR domain containing 5. The record is from RefSeq and is a predicted model, not a curated record. The coding region runs from base 129 to 2018 and encodes 629 amino acids. Gene Ontology annotation, biological process: regulation of transcription by RNA polymerase II. The transcript has 16 exons. Lineage: Eukaryota; Metazoa; Chordata; Actinopteri; Siluriformes; Bagridae. Gene Ontology annotation, molecular function: DNA-binding transcription factor activity, RNA polymerase II-specific; protein binding; RNA polymerase II cis-regulatory region sequence-specific DNA binding.
CAAGGCGACAUGGAGGCUCGAGCUGCGCCGAGAUUUUAAGGGAAAAGCAAAAAAACAAACAGCUUUAAACCGGUUUAUUCGGUUUCUGUCAGGAAAUUAGAAAAUUUCCCGAUUAGUAAGUGAGAGUAAUGACAAUGCUGGGUAUGUACGUGCCAGACAGGUUCGCUCUGAAGUCCUCCAAAGUCCAGGACGGAGUCGGUUUGUACACUGCGAGACGAGUCAAGAAGGGAGAGAAGUUCGGCCCGUUCGCCGGAGAGAAGAGGAUGCCUGGAGAUCUAGACAAGAGCAUGGACCCGAGGCUGAUGUGGGAGGUUCGAGGGAACCGAGGUGACGUGCUGUACAUACUGGAUGCCAGCAACCCUCGACAUGCUAACUGGCUGCGCUUCGUUCACCAGGCACCGUCUCAGGAGCAGAAGAACCUGGCUGCCAUCCAGGACGGGGAGAACAUUUUUUACCUCGCCGUCGAUGACAUAGAGACAGAUACCGAGCUCCUCAUCGGCUACCUGGACAGCGACAUGGAGGAGGAAGAGGAGGACGAGAUGGUCAAAGAUGAAGAGGAGGACAGCAAAGAGGCCAAGAACGUCAGCACGCAACCAGAGUCUUCGAUAAAGCAGGAGGAUCAUCCAUGUCUGCUGUGUGAGAGCAGUUUCCCCAGUGAGGAGGUUCUGGCUGAACACCUGCAGAGUUUACACCAGAGAGCUAGCGCAGAGGACAAAGAGUUCAAGUGCCGCAACUGUGGCAAAGAGUUCCCUGUCAAACAGGCACUGCAGCGCCACGUUCUCCACUGCACUGAGAGUUCUUCAGCCGGAGAUGCUUCCCGAGUUCACCAGUGUGCUCUUUGUCACUGCUCCUUUAGCUCGGAGUCAAGCUUUGAACAGCACAAGGAGGCCUGUAAAGGAGAAGCCAGGUUUAUCUGUAAGGCCGAGAGCUGCGGAAAGAGAUUCAAGAGCAAAGAUGCGCUGAAGAAGCACAAAAGCAACGUUCACACAGGCAGCACUCGGAGGAAGCUCAUAUGCACCAUCUGCAAUAGAAAAUGCUCAUCUUCAGUCAACCUGCAGGAGCACCGCAAGAUCCAUGAGAUAUUCGACUGUCCUGCAUGUGAUAAGAAGUUCAUCUCCACCAAUCAGCUGAAGCGUCAUAUGAUCACGCAUUCGGAGAAGCGACCUUACACCUGUGAGAUCUGCAACCGCAGUUUUAAGCGCUUGGACCAGGUGACGGCUCAUAAAAUCAUCCACAGCGAAGACAAACCGUACAAGUGCAAGCUGUGCUGGAAAGAGUUCGCUCACCGCAAUGUCUACAAGAACCACAAGAAGACACACUCGGAGGAAAGGCCUUUCCAGUGCGAGGAGUGUAAGGCUCUGUUCCGGACGCCGUUCUCCCUCCAGCGCCAUCUCCUCAUCCACAACAGUGAGAGGACGUUCAAGUGCGACCAGUGCGACGCCACGUUUAAGCGCAAGGACACGCUGAACGUACACAUACAGGUGGUGCAUGACGGACACAAGAAGUACAAGUGUGACCUGUGCGAGAAAGCCUUCGUCACGCCGUCCGUGCUCAAGAGCCACAAGAAGACUCACACCGGCGAGAAGGAGAAGAUCUGUCCGUACUGUGGUCAGAAGUUCGCCAGCAACGGGACCCUGAGGGUGCACAUUCGCAGCCAUACAGGUGAACGCCCUUACCAGUGCCCGUACUGUGACAAGGCCUUCAGCAAGAAUGACGGGUUGAAGAUGCACAUACGCACACACACUCGGGAGAAGCCGUAUAAAUGCAGCGAGUGCAACAAGGCCUUCAGUCAGAAGCGAGGUCUGGAUGAACACAUGCGCACACACACCGGAGAGAAGCCAUUCCAAUGUGAUGUUUGCGAUCUGUCGUUCAGUCUGAAGAAGAUGUUGAUCCGCCACAAGCUCACCCACAACCCCAACCGGCCCAUGGCUGAGUGCUCGCUGUGCCACAAGAAGUUCACCCGCAACGACUACCUCAAAGUGCACAUGGAGAACGUCCACGGAGAGACGGAGGGCUAGAGCCAGGUCACAGGGACACAGAUAGAUACGGACCAUCUGUCUCUCUCAAACACACAAACACACACACACACACACUGCAAAAAGUGACAGCAACUGAAAAUAUUCUCAACAUUAAUAUUUCAUAUUGUAAGAACACACAAAGCCAAAUAUUUGAUUAUUAACCUUUCUAGACAUUUUUUUUUUUGCCGUUUCAACCUUAAAAUCCUUUUGUGCAAUUAACAGAUAUUUAAAAAAAAAUAUUGUAAACAUUUAUUUAUAUAAAAAAACAAACAUCUGUGAGGAUUUUUUUUACUAUAAUAAUAAUAAUAAUCUCAUAAUAAGAAAUGGGAGAUAAAUGUGUCUGCAUUGAGGAUAUUUUCACUUGUGAAGAAGUCAUCAUAUUUUUUUAUUUUUUUUGCAGUGAAUCAUACAGUGUUGCAUUACAUCAGUAUUAAAGGCGAUUAUUAAAACGUAGCCCAAACCGUCUGAACAGUUUUAAUGUUACAGCGUUACAGCGCAGGACAAUCAGGCGGAUAUUUUUACCAGUGAGCCUCAAUCUUCGUUUCAGCUAAAAACAAGAAAUUAAAAUAGACACAAACUUCCCCACAGAUGCAGUCACUCAGCUAAAGACUCUUAAAUCUGAUUGGUCAGAAGGUGAGCUAACAUUAUAUAACUAUAAACUGUUCAAAUGGAGCAGAAUUAUGAUCGAUUCGGCCGUAAAGCGUAACGUAAAAAGAAUAAAUAAAUAACGGAACCAAAUAACGUAAUGUAAUAAUAACAUACGUAACGUUAUCUAGUGCUAAACAUUAACCGUACCUUAAAAGUGUGUUAUCCCUUAAUAACAUUUAUUUAAGAACAAAAGACACUUUAAUUGUUUAUACUUGAAUAUAAUGUUGCAGAACAUUUAUUUACGUUAGCUCACCUUCAGACCAAUCAGAUCGUUGAUUACCGUGGAUAAAAUACCGUGGAUAAAAAAAUACGGUGCUGAGGACGAUUUAUACGUAGACGCCGAUCAGACAAUUCCAUCGCAACUCGUCUUGUUUCUUUUUCCGAUGAAAACUUGAUCCCUGUUCUCUUCACGGAAUGCUGAAAUACGGUGUACAAAAAAUAAGUAUUUUCUAAAAAGUAAUUUUUUUUAGUUUUCAUUUGGAGCAUGACGGUUUGCUUUAUUCAUCAGUCAAUAUCAAUUAAAAAAAAUUUAAAUUAAGAAAAUUUUCUUUAUUCUGGAAAUUGUCUGGAAACGUGACGAGCUGUUUAUUCCAUGGAAAAAUUCAAAGAUCCCACUUUUAAAUUUAUUUUAAAACACACCGGUUUCAUCCAUUUAUCGUUCUACUGAGAUUUUUCCACAUUAUAACGUUUCUCUACGUUUCGCCCCCAGGGACAAACAUCACGAGAGUAACGCGAUACGAAGACGACUCUGUUGUGUUCUGCAGUAUUUAUGUUACACUUGUUACGAGGUACAGAUACAUUCCUUUAUAAAAACGUCAGUAUUUUUGUAUCUUAUGCUUAUUAUUAUUUUUAUUACUAUUAUUAGAAUUCUAUAGAGAAGAAAGUUUAUUAAUUAUUGUCAUGACCACGCAAAGAGCCGAAAGCUGUUCGAUUCCCUGUUCCGUGUGUUUCUGGAACGUUGGAACGUUAACACUCCUGUGUAUCGUGUCACUUGUUACCCUCUCAGUAUCGUGUUGUUGUGUAUUUUUAUUGCCACUUUCUUCAUUCCAUAACUUGUUAUUCGGUAUAAAUUAA